AUGUACGAGGAGACUCGUCAUCAAGACGGCCACCACCAGGAUCAAGAAGACCACCACCAUCAACCACAUCAGAACCAGAAAAACGAGGAGACUCGUCAUCAAGACGGCCACCACCAGGAUCAAGAAGACCACCACCAUCAACCACAUCAGAACCAGAAAAACGCAAUAACAAACAGAAAGACCCAGUUAAUCAGGAAGACUUGGACCUCAAUAUCAUCAAACGGAUUUUGGAAGAGUAUGUGGAUGAAAGAGACAACUAGAAAUGAAUUUCACUUGAGUUUCGCCAGAAAUGCUGAGAUCAUGUUUAUUUCUCUUUGA
Molecule: messenger RNA, 318 nt
Organism: Saccostrea echinata
Lineage: Eukaryota; Metazoa; Mollusca; Bivalvia; Ostreida; Ostreidae
Product: G-box-binding factor-like
Exons: 5
Coding region: 1-318 (105 amino acids)
Source: RefSeq, a predicted model, not a curated record